AUGGAUGGAUUAGAAUUUGAGUAUCAUCCCAAAUAUGGUCUUGCCAUAUUCGCAACUCGUGAUUUCCAAAAAGGAGAGAUUCUCUUGUCUGAAAAACCUCUGAUAGUCUCCCAAACCCUAACCUCUAAGCGCGACAAAGCCUUCAUUUAUACUUAUGAUAUUGAUUUGGACGUUUUCUCAACCUUCAAAGCAUUCUUUGACUCUUCAACAGAAAUACAAAAUAUCAUUUUAAAUAAUUUCUAUCUUCCAUCAACUCCAGAAUUAAUGGAUAUUGCUUGGUCGCAAGUCUUUUCUACCCGUUUAGACAGAAUCAUCGACGUUUGUCAAAAACAUGUUCGGGCAUGGUCGAAUGUUGAUCGUGACACGUUUAAGAAGGUGCUUUUAGUGUUUACCUUCAAUUCACACGCUUUUGGAUCGGAUAAUUCUCCUGCUAUUUUUGCGAUUGGAAGCAAAAUGAAUCAUUCUUGCGAAGCAAAUACAUUUUAUCAAUCUAUUGAUAAUCAAGUUGGCAUUCAUACGGUCGCUAAGGAAAUUCGGAAAGGUGAUCAAAUAACUACAAAUUAUCUUGGGAAAGAUACGAUUUUCUCAACUAACACAAGGCAAAAAAUCCUCCAGAAAACAAAAUUAUUUCAAUGUGAUUGUUUACGAUGCACAGAGAAAUUGGACAUAUCACGAGGACUUCCUUGUCCAAAUUGCUCAAUUGAUGGAUAUAUUUAUUGGCAUCCAACAUCCAUGAUAAGUGAUAAAAAUGAUAGCGAUGGAAUCAAAUCACAAAGUUAUUGGCUUUGUGACACGUGUAACACCAGAAUUGAUGACGAAAGUCCCUACCUUAAUGAAUUAUUAGUGAAGGAAAAAGAAAUAGAGCAGGAAACAAUCGCUCUUAAUGAAAGACUAAAUGGGAUUAAUUUUGUAAACAAAUCACAAUUACUGGAUCUACAUGAUGCUUGUCUAGGUCAGCUUGGGACUCGUCAUUGGACUUACAUUUUAAUUCUCAAAAUGUUAAUACUUCUUGACGCAACCCAAUUAUCGAACGAAAAAUAUCAUAAUAAAUCGUCCCUAAUUAAAAAUUUUGAUAAUGUAUUGAAUUGGUAUGAAAAAGGCGAAUUUGAUACUCCAAGAUAUCUAGGUUCAUUUACUUUGCGUGUCGCAAACGUUCUUUUUUGCGUCAAGGAUUAUUAUAAUAGUUUGCGCUUUCUUGAAAGAGUUUUCAAGAAUUUUUCUUAUGAUAAAACAUUUCCACAUGAGCACAAAGAAGCUAUCAAUCUAAUGGAAAGAUGUCAUAUGGCAUUGGAUGAAUCUGUUUCUGGUCAAAUUGGUCAAGAAAAUAAAUCACAUAUGAAACCAAAUUGUCAAUUCCUCAAAAAUUGA
Molecule: messenger RNA, 1368 nt
Organism: Cetraspora pellucida
Lineage: Eukaryota; Fungi; Glomeromycota; Glomeromycetes; Diversisporales; Gigasporaceae
Source: the annotation of a GenBank genome assembly